AUGGCUGAUAAAUCGAAACCAGAGUUCAUCUCCACCUCAGAGAUGUUCACUGAAAUCGAAGGAGAGUGGGGCUACAGAUACACCGUCGUGAUCUACCGUAUGGGCAAAGCAUUCUACAGAGGCAAAUCCCACGCGCGCUACCGCUCUGAGAAGGAUGUCAAUCUCGAAGAUAUCUACGAGAGCAAUUUGAUCCCAAUAGCUCAGCUCCAUCCCAUCUUUCCGAAGCAUUUCACCCAGUCUCCUGAGCCUACCCCUCAGCAUUAUUAUCUAAAACCACCUAAGCUAUUAUUGUACGAACCUUCAUGCCCUUCUGGCCUUAGCGAUCUCAUGUUACAAGAAGCCACUACCUGGGAGACACUUAUUCGUUACCCCCACCCAAAUAUCGUGAAAUAUUACGGGUGCCAGGUUCAGAAUAAUCGCAUCACAGGCCUCUGCUUUGCUAAACACCAUGAUACACUGGCAUCCAGAGUAAAUCCUGGUCAUUCCGCAAAGCGUCAUUUCGAUGCCACCAAGCGACCUCUAAAAGACCUGAAGUCAUUUCUGGAAGGUGUUGAAAAGGGUCUGAAACAUCUACACUCUUUAGGGCUGGUACAUAACGACCUCACCCCUGCCAAUAUUAUGUUUGCUACCGAGAAGGAUGAGACGCCUAUCAUCAUUGAUUUCGGUUCGUGCAGGCCUGUAGGACAUUCCCUACAGGAUGUGGGGAGGACCCCUGAAUGGCACGAUCCAGCCGUUCGCACUACAGUUCCCACCAAUGACACCGAUGCGUUGAAUGAAAUUGCAGAGUGGUUGAGUCUCAAAGAGAACAAAAGCUACAAGCUUGAGCUGUUUGGUUAG
Molecule: messenger RNA, 837 nt
Organism: Endocarpon pusillum Z07020
Lineage: Eukaryota; Fungi; Ascomycota; Eurotiomycetes; Verrucariales; Verrucariaceae
Exons: 1
Coding region: 1-837 (278 amino acids)
Biological process (GO): protein phosphorylation; IRE1-mediated unfolded protein response; intrinsic apoptotic signaling pathway in response to endoplasmic reticulum stress
Cellular component (GO): IRE1-TRAF2-ASK1 complex
Molecular function (GO): protein serine/threonine kinase activity; ATP binding; RNA endonuclease activity
Source: RefSeq, a predicted model, not a curated record